Cutaneotrichosporon cavernicola is the source of this 954-nucleotide messenger RNA. RefSeq lists its product as uncharacterized. The transcript is spliced from 8 exons. Gene Ontology annotation, molecular function: nucleic acid binding. Bases 1 to 954 code for a protein of 317 amino acids. Lineage: Eukaryota; Fungi; Basidiomycota; Tremellomycetes; Trichosporonales; Trichosporonaceae. The record is from RefSeq and is a predicted model, not a curated record.
AUGUCAUCGCGUAGUUCGUCUCCCUCGCCGUCGCCCGUGAACCUCUCGCUGGAUUACAGCAACCCGCCCAGCCCCUCCAUGCAGCUCACCCUUCCUAUACGUCCUCACAGCCUUCCCUCGUGUGGGGACAUCGCCCCACCUUGCCCGCCUUCGCCGGCCAAGAGCUCGACGUCUUCCCUCUCGGCCUCAGCGGCCCCAUUCGCCCCUAACCUCGUCGACACUGCGAUGGGCCGCAACGCCACGACGGACUACCUGGCGCACCUCGCCAAGGAGGCCGAGGCCCGCUACGCUGACAGCGCCAAGCAUCACUCUGGCAAUGACAAAGGAGUCGGUGUCACCGCCACCACCGUCGUCCAGUUCACGCAGGACGCACACCUGAUCGAGGUCGCCGCGUCGCUGGGCAUCUCAAUCACAUUCAAGGAUGUUACCUUCCUCGAGCACAAGUGCAACGGCAAGAGCAAGGGUGUUGCGUUCAUCAACUGCCACACGACGCCCAAGAUGAUGCGGCUCAUGAAGUGGUUUGAGACCCACGAGUUCCAAGGCAAGAAGGUGUCCACCAGCAUCUCGUCCAACGCGAACGGCCGGCCGUCCCUGCCACCCCCUACGCACGACAAGGAGAACGGAGGCCUAGGCUACCGCCCCAACAACGACGGCCCCGCUCGCGCUCCUCUUCCGUUUCUGCCCACGAACUCGCACGGCGGCGUCAACUUCAACCGCGUGCCUCUUCACCACCGCCAGCAGAUGCAGCAGAUGCAGCAGGCAGGCUUCCUCCAGGGCGGAUCGUACGGCCGCGCCGGCGGUAUGAACGUGUACCCGGCGGCGCAGAACACCAACCCUGGCUACGCGGCUGAUCUUGUGCGCAAGAAGGUCAUGGCCCAGCCCAGCCCGUUUUACCUCGGCGAUUGGCAGGACCAGACCAACGCGCAGCCCAUGAUUCGCACUAUGCGCGUCUGA